CUAUCCCCUGUUCAUCAUCUCUCCCAUCAGAUAUAUAUAGAGCCAAAAAAAAGGAAACUGGGCUUCCUUCAAUUUGGAGCAUUUCUAGGGUUUCUGUGAUAGUCGAAGUUGGGUCUCAGCUUACAGCAACUUGCCGUUCUCAGAUUCGGUGCAAUAAUGUCGCAAAACGGGAAAUUGAUGCCGAAUCUGGACCAGAACAGCACGAAGCUGCUAAACUUGACGGUUCUUCAGAGAAUUGAUCCUUUCAUUGAAGAAAUCCUCAUCACUGCUGCUCAUGUUACCUUGUACGAAUUCAGUAUUGAUAACAGUCAAUGGAGUCGGAAGGAUAUCGAAGGAUCUCUAUUUGUUGUCAAGAGGAGUUCUCAACCUCGGUUUCAGUUUAUUGUUAUGAACCGCCGAAAUACAGAUAAUUUGGUGGAGGAUCUGUUGGGAGAUUUUGAAUAUGAGAUCCAGCUUCCAUAUUUGUUGUAUCGAAAUGCUUCCCAAGAAGUUAAUGGGAUAUGGUUUUAUAAUCAGCGUGAAUGUGAAGAAGUUGCAAAUCUCUUUGACAGGAUACUCGGUGCAUAUUCCAAGGUGCCUACCAAGUCAAAAGUUCCAUUGACAAAGAGUGAAUUUGAAGAGCUGGAAGCAGUUCCAACCAUGGCUGUAAUUGAUGGUCCUCUGGAGCCUUCAUCGUCUACUGCAUCAAAUGCUCCACAUCUCCCUGAGGACAAUUCCUUUGUGAACUUCUUCAGUAAUGCAUUGACAAUUGGAAAUGCUUCUAAUACUGCAGUUCAAGGGCAGCUAUACCACACAUCUCCAGCUACCCUACCUCCUCCUCGUCCUCCUGCUUCUGUUCCUUCGUCUUCAGCACCAGUCCUGCUUCCAUCUCCUCCUCUUUCAGCUUCUUCCCUUUUGAGGCCCCUCCAUGAUGCACCUGAACCAGAUGUCAGUGCUAAAUGGUCUUCAAAUCUGGUGAAGCCGUCAUCUUUUUUUGGUCCUCCACCUGCCUCCUCUCCGCUGAUGCCUCCCAUUUCUUCAUCAGUGCCUACUGCUCCUCCACUUCUUCCACUUGGAAAUCUCCAGCGCCCUUAUGGAGCUCCUUUACUUCAACCAUUUCCUCCGCCCACUCCUCCUCCUUCUCUCACUCCUACUUCUUCUUCUAUCCCAAACAAUAUUCCUGUUGUUAACAGAGAUAAAGUGCGGGAAGCACUUGUAAUGCUUGUUCAGGACGACCAAUUCAUAGACAUGGUAUACCGGGCACUGUUGAAUGCACAUCAUUCAUAAUUCAAGGAGGAACUCUUCUAAAUCAUCUGAUGGAAUUUCAUUACAUCCUUUCACCCAGGGCUAAAAAAGAGGAUCAAAUGGUCAGUGUAUAGGGAGUUCUUUGUGUUUAUGGCGUCUGUGUGAGACCCGCCUUGUAUAGAUAUAUUUUGUUUCAGUGCAUUAGGUUUUGGAGUUGAACCUCUUUGAUAUAUAGUGUCUUUUAUCUAUGAUCUGGACAUUCCAAUUUUGUUCUUUACAGCGUUAAAUCAAGAAUCAUGUGAACAGUCUUUUCAACAGUUGUACUUGUAUGGUUAUUAAUCCAUAGUUCGGUUUAGUACUAAAGAA
Molecule: messenger RNA, 1590 nt
Organism: Solanum pennellii
Lineage: Eukaryota; Viridiplantae; Streptophyta; Magnoliopsida; Solanales; Solanaceae
Product: mRNA-decapping enzyme-like protein
Exons: 8
Coding region: 157-1266 (369 amino acids)
Biological process (GO): deadenylation-independent decapping of nuclear-transcribed mRNA; deadenylation-dependent decapping of nuclear-transcribed mRNA; positive regulation of catalytic activity
Cellular component (GO): P-body
Molecular function (GO): mRNA binding; enzyme activator activity
Source: RefSeq, a predicted model, not a curated record